Pelmatolapia mariae (spotted tilapia) is the source of this 2996-nucleotide messenger RNA. RefSeq names its product S9 family peptidase (gene apeh2). The record is from RefSeq and is a predicted model, not a curated record. The transcript is spliced from 21 exons. Gene Ontology annotation, biological process: proteolysis. Gene Ontology annotation, molecular function: serine-type endopeptidase activity. Bases 253 to 2784 code for a protein of 843 amino acids. NCBI's taxonomy places the organism in Eukaryota, Metazoa, Chordata, Actinopteri, Cichliformes, Cichlidae.
UUCAUGAAUUCAACAUGGAGUCGCUGGUGCAGCGAAAAUCAUUCUUCUGACAUGUUGAGCUGCAGCCAAAGAAGCGAUAUACAAACGUUAACAGAGCUGCGUGGAGGUAUUCGUGAGUCGAGCUGCAGUGAGCCUCAGACUUCAUAUAGUUUUAACAUUUAAUGCACGAUGUAUGACCGUGCAGCGGACUGCAGCGACUGUUUCAGGGUUUAAGGCUUGACAGGAACUACGAGUGAGCCACGACAGGCUCUGAUGGAGCCCAGACAAAUCACCGGGGUGUACGGAGAGGUGAGCGGCCUGCCUGCGCCUGUUUCAGCCCAUGUGAGAGAGGAGCAGCUCCAGGAGCCCCGGAUAUACACGGUGACAGCAGAGUGGAGUCAGAGCGAACUGGUUCGAUGCUCCAGACUCCGAUACUUGCGGGAGUUCACGCUGAUCUCGGAGAGCAACAAUCACAAGAUCAUCAGGACUGUUCUUCCACCAGGACCGUGUGUGUCUGUGUCUGGAGAGUUGUUGAGUGGAUUCUCUCCCAUUCGAGGCCUGAGAGCUGUUAUCAGAGACACGAGCGGUCACCAGCUCCUCGAGAUAUGGAACUGCCACGGCCUCAGAAAAUGCCUCAACCUGACUGCUCUUAACAAACACGGCCGAGUGUAUGACGACGCCCAGUUUGGCUGCCUGUCGUGGUCAGAGUGUGAGAACAAACUGCUGUACGUAGCGGAGAGAAGCAAGAACACAUCAGCCGAAACGCAAGAUGGGGGACACGCGUGGAGAAAGGACAGGAGUUUGUACUGUGAAGAUUGGGGGGAGGCCCUGACCAAUAGGAGCGAGCCGGCGAUUUGUGUGGUGGAUUUGGAGAUCGGCGCGGUCAGCGUGUUGGAGGGCGUUCCGCAUGAUGUUUCACCUGGACAGGCUCUGUGGGCUCCCGGCAGUCAGUCAGUGUUUUUCAUUGGCUGGUACCACGAACCCUUCAGACUCGGACUAAAGUUCUGCUCCAACCGCAGGUCAGCCUUGUUCAAGAUUGACCUGUGUGGACAUUGUGAACGUCUGUCGGGGGAAAACCUUUCAGUGUCCAAUCCCAGGCUAAGUCCUGAUGGGUUCACGCUGAUCUACCUGCAGGGUGCGGUGUUUGGUCCUCACAACCAGUGCCUCAGUCUGCAGCAGCUGGAUCUGGAAAGCGGGGAGACAUCUACGCUGCUGGAUGUUGUCAGCAGGCCACAGGCUGGUGAGUUUGCAGGCAUGUAUGAAGCGCUGCCGUCCUGCUGCUGGUCUGCAGACAGCCAGAGAGUGAUGUUCAGCAGCGCCUGCAGGAACUGGAAGGGUCUCUUCCUAGUUGACAGAAGAUCAAAGAUAGUCACCUCCCUCUCUGAUAGUAAGAGUCCAUCCUCUCCUCCACCGCUCUCACCACCACCUCCUCCUCCUCUUUCCCUCCUGUCCUCAUCUCCAUCACUUCUUUUCCCUCCUCCUCCUCCUUCUCCCCUCUCUCCUCUGCUCCCCCCUCCCCCUUUCCCAUGUUGGGCUUCCUGUCCUCUCCCAUCUCCUCUUUUCCCUCCUCCAGACGAUUCCCCCUCUGUUUCUCAUUCAUCAUCUCCUGUUUCUCCGACUCCUCCUUCCCCUUUUCUUCCACCUCCGCCUUCUCCUUUUCUUCCGGUUCCAGUUCCUCCCCUGCCUCAUGAAUCUCCCCUUCCUCCUCCACCUCCACCUCCACCUCCUUCUGAUUCUCUUUCUGAACCUCUCCCUCCUCCUCCUCCACUGUUUCAUCUUCACCAGGAGGACAAGGGAGAACAGAAAGACCUCUCGGAUUCUUCUUCCCAACUUUAUGGCAGCUGGAAACUGCUGACAGUCCAGAGAGACCUGAUGGUGGUCUGCUGCUCCAGCCCGAACACCCCUCCCACUCUGAGGGUGGGGUUUGUCCCGCGUGCAGGUGAGGCCGUGUCCUGGCAAACUCUGCAGGAGCCCCUCAUGACCUUUGACUUCAGCUGGAAAGUUCUAGAUGUGACUCCUCCAUCGGACGAGGAGAACGCAAACUACCCUGGCUUAGACUUUGGUGCAGUCUUGGUUAAACCGUCUCGUCCCCUUGGUGAAACCAGGACACCUCUUGUGGUCUUCAUCCAUGGGGGCCCUCACUCUCAGUUCCCUGCAGAGUGGAACAGCACCACAGCUGGGCUGGCUAAACUCGGCUUCGCUGUGCUCAUGGUGAACUACAGGGGAUCCACGGGGUUCGGCCAGCACAGCAUUUUGUCACUGAUCGGUCAGAUUGGGAGCCAGGAUGUAAAAGAUGUGCAGAGGGCUGUGCUUACUGCGCUGGAGCGUGACCCGAACCUCGACCCCGAUCGCUUGGCUGCAAUAGGUGGUUCUCACGGCGGUUUCCUGGCUUGUCACCUGCUCGGUCAGUAUCCUGAGUCCUACAGAGUGUGCGCAGCCAGGAACCCUGUCAUUAAUGCUGCUACUCUAUUGGGAACCAGUGAUAUAGUGGACUGGCGUUACACCAGUGCUGGGUUUCACUACUCCUACGACCAGAUACCCACUGCUGAGGCCCUGGCUGCUAUGUUACAGAAGUCACCCAUUGCACAUGCUGCCAAGAUCAAGGCUCCGGUGCUGCUGAUGCUGGGAGGCAGAGACAGGAGGGUGUCUCCACACCAGGGGAUGGAGCUUUAUAAAGCACUGAAGAGCCGAGGUUCACCUGUCAGGUUGCUGUGGUUUCCUGAAGAUGGACAUUCUCUGUCCAGAGUGGACACACAGGUUGACUGCUUCCUCAACACAGCGCUGUGGCUGCACCAGCAUCUCUGACCACGCACGCACACACACGUACGCACAGCCACGAGGGCGUUUUUGUUGUUUUUUUGCUUCAGCUCGACGCUCUGAGAAAAGUGGUAGAAAUCUGGUUUUUGAUCACAGCUGAGAAUCUUAAAAAUCGCAGACUUUUUAAUAACUAAACAACGCUUUCUAAGGUAAAGUUAACAAAAAAAAAAAAAAUCAAAAGAAAUAAAGAACAUUUUUAC